This is a messenger RNA of Moneuplotes crassus, 297 nucleotides long. The record is from the annotation of a GenBank genome assembly. Lineage: Eukaryota; Ciliophora; Spirotrichea; Euplotida; Euplotidae.
CCCUACUUCAGAUGCAGAGUGAAGAUAAGAGAGUUGUGGAUCUAUACAUUCCAAGAAAAUGUGAAGCUACUAAUAAACUCAUCCAUCCCAAGGACCAUGCUUCUGUUCAUAUUAAUAUCGCUGAUGUCGAUGAAAAUGGAGUUAUUACAGGAACUUCUCAGAGCAUUACCAUAGGUGGAUAUAUGAGGAGAAGAGGAUAUGCUGACUGCGCACUUAAUAGACUCUUCCAUGACAAAGGACUUUUGUCUUUCAAUAAAUAAGAAAUAAGCAGAUAACCUUCUUUAAACCCCCAUAUAG